UAGUCCAUUGAAACAUGUCUGAGGACGUGCAAAGCAGACUAACAAAAUCUGAAGGCUACACGUGAUGUGGAAGACCGUGUAUACAAAACCAGCAUUGUAUCUUAGACGUUUGAAGUUAAGAUCCUUUGCAGAUAAAGCCAGUAAUUCUAGUAGUAACAAGCCAUACACAGACAGUCUAAAUCACCCCAAGUUUCCUCGAGAGCUUGAACCGCUGCUUCACACAGGAAAACGUCUUAAAAAUCUACCAGCCACAGAACUCAAAGUUCAGAAGUCAUGUGGAUUUGAUGAACUUUACUCCUGGCAGCAGAAACAGCAAGACAGACCUGAUGAUUUCAUCUUGCACGAUGGACCGCCUUAUGCUAAUGGAGAUCCCCACGUUGGGCAUGCAGUAAACAAGAUCCUGAAAGAUGUAGUCAACAGGUACAAAAUUCUCAGGGGGUACAAGGUGCACUAUGUGCCUGGUUGGGACUGCCAUGGGUUGCCUAUAGAGUUGAAGGCACUGGGAAAAGAUGCAGCAGAUUUUAAAACAGUUUCUCCCCAGGAUAUUAGGAAGAGAGCCAGGAAGUUUGCAGAAAAAGCUAUCAAGGUUCAGACAGCAUCAUUUGAGCAGUGGGGAAUAAUGGCAGAUUGGUCUAAAGGGCGCUACUUUACCUUUGAUAAAGACUAUGAAGCCAACCAGUUGACAGCAUUUUAUGACAUGUUUAAAAAGGGGUACAUUUACGAUGACUUCAUGCCUGUCUAUUGGUCCCCUUCUUCAAGAACUGCCUUGGCUGAAGCAGAGCUGGAGUACCACUCAGAUCACAAGAGUACUGCAAUAUACUUGCAGGUUAAAGUAGCACACACCUCCACUGCUCUUACCACACUUUUAGGCAGCUGUCCUGAUAACUUGUUUGCUGUCAUAUGGACCACGACACCAUGGACUCUCCCUGGCAAUGCCGCAAUCUGCUACAGUCCACAGCUCAACUAUGGUGUAGUAAGAUGUGAGACAACUGGACGGGUAUACAUCCUGGGCACUAAUGUGAUAGACCACAUGAGACAACUCCUCAACACGCAGUUUACAGUGCUUGCUGAAUUUCAGGGUGACCUUCUGGAUGGUACUACCUAUAUACACCCAGUAUGGCCUGAUACUGCCCACCGCCCCUUCCUGCCAGGACCCCAUGUGGCAGGGGGGAAGGGUACUGGUCUGGUUCACACAGCCCCAGCACAUGGCCAUGACGACUUUUGUGUGUGCAAAGAGUACCAUAUUGGAGCUGAAAGUCUUGUGGAUGAAGAUGGGUGUUUUACUGUGGAAGCAGGAGAAGAGCUGCAUGGCAAGAAUGUGUUGGCAGAUGGCAACAAUAAAGUUCUUCACUUGCUGGGAAGUAAUGUUCUGCAUCAAGAACUAUUUGAACACAGUUACCCGUACGACUGGAGAACUGACCAGCCAGUGAUCAUCAGAGCUAGCAGACAGUGGUUCAUAGCCACAGAAAAGAUCAAGGAAAGAGCUCUGUCCCUGCUAGAGGACAUAGAAAUGUCCCCUCCACGGUACAAGCAGGACAUGUCAGGUCUCCUAAGAGGCCGACCCUAUUGGUGUAUCUCCAGACAGAGGGCAUGGGGCGUACCUAUCCCAGUGUGCUAUCACGUGGAGACAAAACAGACUGUUAUUUCUAGUGCUUCAAUAGAACAUAUCAUCCAUCUAGUUAGACAGCAUGGCUCAGACUGCUGGUGGAGGCUUCCCUUUGAACAGUUAUUCCCAAAAGAUGUUCUUGAAAAGAGUGGUUUUGAUCCUAAUGCAGUGUAUGUAAAGGGAGAGGACAUCUUGGAUAUCUGGUUUGACAGUGGCACCUCCUGGGCUACUGUACUGAAAGACCACAAUUAUCAAGCAGAUCUUUAUGCUGAGGGUUAUGAUCAAUUUGGUGGAUGGUUUCAGUCCUCUUUGCUAACAAGUACAGCAGUUAACAACAUAUCCCCAUACAGGAAACUGUUAGUCCAUGGAUUUGUCACUGAUGAAGAUGGAAAGAAAAUGUCCAAGUCUGUGGGGAAUGUUGUGCACCCUAAUUCUGUGAUAUAUGGAGGAAAGGACAAAGAAAACGAGCCAGCAUUUGGUAUUGAUUUAUUGCGCUACUGGGCUGCGUACAAUUACCAAGAUAACCAAGUCAGUAUAGGCCCCAGCAUACUUAAGAAACACAACACCAGGUUGUUAAAGAUAAGCAAAGUUCUCAGGUAUUUGGUAGGAAACAUUCAAGAUCUGGAUUCUUCAGACAAACUAGUUGAAUACACACAGCUACUCCCCCAAGACAAGUAUAUGCUGCAUUUAUUGUAUCAGUUUAGUCAUAAAACAACUUCCGCCUAUGAAAAUUACGAAUUUGCUAGAGUCUUAAACAGAACGGAAAACUUUAUAGAUGAAUUGUCUUCUUUUUACUGCCAUGUAACGAAAGACAGACUACUUUGUAGUGAAAAAUACAGUGUGUCUCGGCUCUCAGCACUGACAGUGUUCUGGUAUCUCACAGACACUUUACUGCACACAUUGGCUCCUAUUACUCCACAUAUCGCUGAGGGAACAUAUUCCUCUCUGCCAAUCAUACAAGGAGAAAGAAGUGUGUUCAAAUCAGGCUCGUUCAAGUGUGACCCCAGCUGGAACAACCCUGAUAUAAGUGAAGUCAUGGAGAUAGUGCUGGGACUGAGGGAGAAGUUCUACUAUGCUCUGGAUAACAACUCUCAGGCCAAGGAGUUUGAUGUGGUGAUUCACACAUCUUCACCACUGCGGAACUGUAUGAAGGUAUUUCAGCCAGAGGGCUAUCCCAGCUGUACUUCUCCUCUGAAUGAGGUCUUCCAGGCAGCUGUAACCACUGUUCUAGGGAAACCACCCCCCAUACUGCCUGAUGACUCACAAAUUGUCUCUGGAAAGUGGCCAUUUAAACAUAAAGAUGGCACCUCAAAAGAAGAGCCUUAUACUCUAGUCAUUCUUCCUGCUGAGAAUCACAAGUGUCCAAGGUGCUACAGAUAUCUGGCUGCUUCCUCUACACAGCCAUGUGACAGGUGCAUGGAAGUGAUAGCAGGGCAGUGGGCAGACUACUAAGCCAUUGAAGGCCAUGGGACAGCCUAGGAAGUGAUUGCAAUCCAGUAGGCAGAGUAAGAGGUGAUUGCAAUCCAGUGGGCAGACAAGGAAGUGAUUGUAGUCCAGUAGGCAGACUAAGAAGUGAUUGCAAUCCAGUGGGCAUACCAAGAAAGUGAUUGCAAUCCAGUGGACAGACUUAGAAGUGAUUGCAAUUCUGUGGGCAGACUAAAAAGUGAUUGCAAUCCAGUGGACAGGCUAAGAAUUGAUUGCAAUCCAGUGGGCAGACUAAGAAGUGUUUGCAAU
Molecule: messenger RNA, 3340 nt
Organism: Lingula anatina
Lineage: Eukaryota; Metazoa; Brachiopoda; Lingulata; Lingulida; Lingulidae
Product: isoleucine--tRNA ligase, mitochondrial
Biological process (GO): isoleucyl-tRNA aminoacylation; mitochondrial translation
Cellular component (GO): mitochondrion
Molecular function (GO): isoleucine-tRNA ligase activity; tRNA binding; ATP binding
Source: RefSeq, a predicted model, not a curated record